Molecule: messenger RNA, 2015 nt
Organism: Lactuca virosa
Lineage: Eukaryota; Viridiplantae; Streptophyta; Magnoliopsida; Asterales; Asteraceae
Source: the annotation of a GenBank genome assembly
AUGUCUAGCAUGUUUGGUAUUCCUAUAGGCGUUGAUGUUCAUACAAGACAUAUUUGUAAGAUUGGGUCGCAUACAGCUGAAUAUGCUAGAGUUUUGGUUGAUGUUGACACAACUAGAGAUGUGGUUGGUGGGAUUUCUGUUUCAUUCCCUAAUGGUAAUGGAUAUCUGUUGUCCGAUCUUCGAAUUGAGUACCCAAGUAGGUGUUCUUUUUCCAAGGCGUUUGACCAUACUGAUAGAAAUUGUGUUGGCGCGAAGGACAAAGCCAACAAGCUCAAUGAGAUGCAUUUGAAGAAAGAACAACAGGACACUACUAUCAAGGUUGCGGUUGCUCAUGAUCGAGACCUGGUUGAACAGAUAGGGAAGGAUAUAUAUUUUGAUCUUGUCGACCAUAACAAAGUUUGGAGCUUUUGUGUAGAGAAGCAAAUGCCAUUUAACAAAGUGAAGGAAGAGGUUGCUAGAGCAUUUGGUGUGCCUGUUGAAUGUCAACGGUUCUGGACAUGGGCAAAGAGACAAAACCACACAUACCGUCCUUAUAGGCCUUUAACACGCCUAGAGGAAACAAAAUCGGUUGGGGAGUUGAGGGUGGCUUACAAUAAGAUUGGUAAUGCUGAAGCUGAACUGAAUUUAUUCUUGGAGACAACUGUGAUUGGCCCGGAUUCGCAUCCGCUUCCUCCACCUCACAUAAGCAAAGAAGAUAUACUUGUUUUCUUCAAGCUUUAUGAUCCUGACAAGUUACAACUCCGAUAUGUCGGUAGGCUUUUUGUGAGGAGUUCUGGAACACCAACUGAAAUUAUAUCAAAAUUAAAUGAGAUAGUUGGAUUUAGUCCGCAUGAAGAAAUCGAACUGUACGAGGAAAUUAAAUUUGACAAGUAUCAAGAACUAGAAUUUGGUUCAUGUGUGAUGUGUGAACGUCUUGACAAGAGAAGCUCAUUUAGAUCUAGCCAGAUCAGGGACGGAGACAUUAUUUGCUUUCAGAAACUAUCCCAGAUUGAAUACAAAUACGCUGACGUUCCUUCAUUUCUGGAAUAUGUCAAAAAUCGUCAGGUGGUUUGUUUUCGAUCUCUGGAUAGGCCUAAUGAGGAUGCUUUCAUUCUUGAAUUAGUUGCUGAGCAACUUGAUGUGGCUGAUCCAUCAAAAAUCAGGUUUACUCGUCACAACUACUAUUUUAAAAAGCCAGAGUCCAACCCAAUCCAGUAUCGUUUUGAAGGACAUUUACCAGUUAUGCUACGCCACUACAUUCAGGAUUAUGGUAUUAUGUAUUAUGAAGUGUUAAACACCAGUCUGCCGGAAUUACAACAUAUGAAAACCUUGAAGGUUGCAUUUUACGGUGCAACCACAACCAAGGAAGAGCCUGCCAUUCACAAUAUUAGCCUGCCUAAGCAGAGCACUGUGGGAGAUGUUCUCACUGAAAUUAAGAAAACGGUCAAGACAGAUGCUGAACUUAGAUUGCUUCAAUUACGCAGCCACAUGAUUUAUAAGGUAUUGACACCGGCUGCGACAAUUGAGGGUAUAGAUGACAAAUACUGGACAUUAUUACGUGCAGAAAAAAUUCCAGAAGAAGAGAAGGGCAUGGGAACCAGGGAUCGGCGCAUUCAUGUGUACCAUUUCACCAGAGAGGCUGACCAGGAGGUGCGAAACUUUGGGCAGCCUUUCUUUCUCGUAAUUCGUGUAAAUGAAACUUUAGCUGCUGUUAAAGUCCGCAUUCAGCACAAGUUACAGGUCCCUGAUGAUGAAUUUUCCAAGUGGAAGUUUGCAUUUGUAUAUCUGUUAAAUGUCAAGUAUCUACAAGAUUCAGAUAUUGUAUCUCACCCUUUUCAGAGAACAAGAGACAGUGAUUUGCUGCUGCCACCGUACCUUGGGUUGGAACAUACUCGGAACACCAACAGGCUACAGCAACUUGGGUGCCUAAAUUAGUCUUUUCCUUUCCUAUGUUGGAUGUGGGGACAUGUAAAACCGUUGACCUUGUUUUAAUGUCUAAUGCUGACCCUCGUUAAACUAUAAUUAUGUUUCAGGUU